Molecule: messenger RNA, 1195 nt
Organism: Mizuhopecten yessoensis (Yesso scallop)
Lineage: Eukaryota; Metazoa; Mollusca; Bivalvia; Pectinida; Pectinidae
Exons: 3
Coding region: 73-942 (289 amino acids)
Source: RefSeq, a predicted model, not a curated record
UCUUAAUACAAAAUGGAAAUCAGACGAUAAACACAGUCACGUGUGUUCCGACAAUGAUCUAGUCGAAAGAAGAUGGCUUUCUAUGAAAUUGUCCACGACUCUCUGGCACGAGUAGAUAUCCAUGUAAACGGAUUACCGAGCCAGUUCUUCGACAGGACAAAUAAUUUAUCGGUUUGGAGUAUCGUCGAGCUUUUUUUGAAUGCUGGAAGCCCUCCUAAUGUUAAAGAGUUUACCAGAAGACAGGAUCUGUAUAGGACGCGCCAGAUAAUGCAAUUUGUUGUACAAAUAUCCUGUUCUGUAACACCGGAAAUCCAUUUGAUUUCAAAAUACAAUAAAUCAACCAACAGAUUAGUCAUGUCAACUGAUAUUCAUGAAUUUGGCACGAGUUCUUUCAGUUUGAAAAGCUCAAUGUCUAAUCGCGAGACAAAAGAGAAACUUGGUGAUUUCUUUAUUAAACUCGUCACAGUGAACAUGAAAACCAGGAAAUCAUGUCCUUUGCCUAAAUGGUAUGUGGAAAAAUUCAGAGAUGUACCGGGUUUCAAUACCAAUCCUCCGUAUCCAAAGCCAAAGAUACCGGAAAUGCCCGAAGUUAUAUAUCACGUGACCGUUACGGCACGAUUCAGUGAUAUGGAUGGGAAUAACCACGUGACCACACAUCGUUAUAUGCAGUUUUUCACUGACUGCGCAACAGAAGCAGCCAAUUGUGGAUUUUACAAACAUUUCACUAACGACAUGUGCUGGUAUCCUGUUGAAACGUUUGAUGUCACUUUACUAGGCGAAAGUAAAGUUGGUGACAAGUUACGUGUAUGUACGUGGCAAGACGGUGCUGAUAUUCAAAGAGUAUAUUUCAACUGCUUCAAUGACGGUAAAUGUGUGAUGAAAGCAUCGUUUGUCUAUGGGCUGAACACAAUUACUCCAAAAAUUCCCCCACACUAUUUAUAAUGAGUCAACCUAAACCUAUGCCGUUCUACUUUCGGAAUACGAAACAAAACAAAACUGAGAAAUGCUAAAGAGAGCCAUUGUGUGUCAAUACAUCCGUUGCUAGGAGACUGUCUCUAGGCCCUCAACACGUACAGUUUAGACAGAUAAAACAACCAAGAAACCCCAUUGACCAAAUGUACAUAUUUAUAAUUCAAUCGGUUUUCAGUGGACAAUGUUCCCGGUGGUAAUGUUAUUAAAGACAUUAGUUAGUUCA